This is a messenger RNA of Linepithema humile (Argentine ant), 1038 nucleotides long. RefSeq names its product superoxide dismutase 2 (gene Sod2). The record is from RefSeq and is a predicted model, not a curated record. Gene Ontology annotation, molecular function: superoxide dismutase activity; metal ion binding. NCBI's taxonomy places the organism in Eukaryota, Metazoa, Arthropoda, Insecta, Hymenoptera, Formicidae. Gene Ontology annotation, biological process: superoxide metabolic process. Gene Ontology annotation, cellular component: mitochondrion.
GUAAUUAGUUCCUGCAAAUUCGCGCUGAUAUACGCUUAAUAUUCUACCAUAGAACGAAGGAUAUUAAAAAGGGUAUAAAAUUACUUUCGAAUAUAAUUUGUAAAUUAUCAUGUUUGCAGCAAGGCGUCUUCUAGUCUCCAAUACAAUCAAGGAUGUGUUUGCAAGAUCAAAGCACACACUUCCGGAGCUGCCUUAUGAUUAUAAGGCUUUGGAACCAAUUAUAUCCGCAGAAAUCAUGCAGCUUCAUCAUUCCAAGCAUCACGCAACUUAUGUUAAUAAUCUGAAUAUCGCUGAGGAGAAGUUAAAGGAGGCAGUUGUAAAAGGUGACGUCAGUACACAGAUUGCUCUGAGUCCAGCCAUCAAGUUCAACGGUGGUGGUCAUCUUAAUCAUUCAAUCUUCUGGUGCAAUCUUUCACCCAAUUGCAGUGAUCCUGAUGCUACCCUUGUGAAGCAAAUCGAAAAAGACUUUGGCAGCUUGGAGGAACUGAAAAAACGCUUAUCCGAGACAACCGUAGCGAUUCAGGGCUCUGGUUGGGGCUGGCUUGGAUAUGAUCAGAAAGCAAAGUCGCUUAGAAUAGCGACCUGCGCAAAUCAGGAUCCGCUGCAGGCCACAACUGGUCUUGUGCCUCUUUUCGGCAUUGAUGUAUGGGAACAUGCCUACUAUUUGCAAUAUAAAAACGUACGACCCGAUUAUGUGAAAGCAAUCUUUGACAUUGUUAAUUGGAAGGAUGUAAACGCGCGCUUUAAAAGUGCCUCCGGCUGCUAAAAAUCAACAGUUUAAUGUGUAAACCUGUUUUAAAUAUGAUGAUGUACAAGUGGAUUUUUUAGACUGGCACUUUUAGGAUUGAGGUUUGUCAUAAAUUUUUGUUACAUUCGAUAACGCGCCUGUGAUUUUCCAUAUGCUUUUCUUUUCUAGAUUGUACGAUAAAUUUGUGUGACUAAGAAUGAGUAAUAAGUAAAACUUAUGUAAAAGAUAUGUCUAGCAUUAUUAUGCGUUAGCCUUAGAAUUGUAGAAUAAAACUAGUGUAGCAAAUCCUA